ACAUCUAAAGCACGCACCGACUUUGAUCUCGUUGGGGUCGAACUUAGGCGGCAUGGCGGAGGUGGCUGGUGUCGGAUGAACCCGGAUUCGGGACGACCGAAGAAAGUUGCACCUUUGCCGCCCCGAGCCGAAACCCAAAAGACCGGAAGGUCUUCUGACUGCGCCGGAUAUAGGCAGGAAAGCGCGAUUCUCGCGAGAACCGUCGGCUCCGCCCAGCCUCCCAGCGACGCCCUUGCCGCCGUGUUACUUGUGGGCAGGUGCCCGAGGUUGACGCCGGCUCCGCGCUUCUGCGUUUGGAGGAGACCAGACUCCGGCUCCGCCCGGGCUCGUGCCCGGUGGUCUGCGACCCUGUGUCCAUGACCAAGCCCUACGAGUGAUCUGCCUGCCGUCAGGUCCACCCGUGGGAAGGAGCAUCGGUGACCUGUCCACCCACAAAGCCAGAGUCCUGAAGAUUACUCCAGGGGGGAGAAAAAAGAAUGCCGCUCUUCUUCCGGAAGCGGAAACCCAGUGAAGACGCUCGGAAACGCCUGGAGUAUCAGAUGUGUCUGGCAAAAGAAGCUGGGGCUGACGACAUUCUUGACAUCUCUAAAUGUGAGCUCUCAGAGAUUCCAUUUGGAGCUUUUGCAACAUGCAAAGUUCUACAGAAGAAGGUGUUGGUUGUCCACACGAAUCACCUCACCUCCCUGCUCCCUAAAUCCUGCAGCCUCCUGAGUCUCAUAACCAUCAAGGUUCUGGAUCUUCACGAUAAUCAGCUGUCAGCUCUUCCUGACGACAUAGGGCAGCUGACUGCCCUCCAGGUAUUGAAUGUGGAAAGGAAUCAACUGACGUAUCUCCCACGUUCCAUUGGGAACCUGAUCCAGCUCCAGACCCUCAACGUGAAAGAUAACAAGCUGAAGGAGCUUCCAGACACCCUGGGGGAACUUCGAAGCUUACGUACUCUCGACAUCAGCGAGAACGAGAUGCAGAGGUUACCACAGCUACUCGCGCAUGUUCGAGCCCUGGAAACUCUGAGCCUCGACGCCUCGUCCAUGGUUUACCCCCCGCAGGAAGUGUGCAGUGCCGGCACCCGGGCCAUUCAGCAGUUCCUCUGCAAAGGUAAAGCCAGGCAGCCUGCCUCCUUCGCUCAGCGAAGAAGCACGGUCCCAGCAACCGCCCUGCGCCAGCCCAGACUUGGGGGACAGCAGAGACCGGGGGGACCACAGUUCCCGCCUGCUCGGAGCUCUCCAGAUCUGGCAGGAGACACAAGCAAAGCAGAUGGUCACAGGAAAUCGAGUUACUGGUUAGGUUGGGGCAUCAGGGAAGGUCCGAGAAAGUGGCUUGGCUGAAACCUGAGGGCGUUUAGGACUUAAGAAGGAGAGAAGGCCAUUGCUGGUGGGAGGAGAAGCAUGUUGAAGGGCCUAGAAGGGUAGGGCAGUGGGAAGCGUGUGGCAGAGGGGGCUGGGGAGGCCCUUGGGGCCUGGUGUGUUGCACAGGACAGGGCUCACUCCACCUGCAGGGAGAAGGGCCUGGAGAAAGCAAGUGUGGAGGCCAGGGACCAGUUAGGAGGUCAUUGGGGUCAUCCAGGACCGAGGCCACGGUGGACUGGACUUGGAGAAGUGACAGUGCAGCUAAAACCCAGGGCCACCAUUGGUCCAGGUGCCCAGAGGGGAGGGCAGAGUACCUGGCCACCUCCCGUCUGGCAGAUGGUCUUAAUUAGGGGCUCCUGUCACCUGGGGAACUUGUAGAACACGGCCAAGACUCAUACAGCUGUGGGUGACAGAUGUCAUGGCAAAGCAACAAGAAAGGAAAGCGAAGUCUUCCAUACGUGAUUCCAGAUCAACUGGAUAUUCAUGUGGGGAAAAAGAACCUUAAUUUCUUCCUUCAACAGGCAGCACCAACCAUAGAGUGUUGAUAAAUUACAUUUCACUAACAUCAGAAAGACACCAUUUAGGGAAAGAGGGCAAGCCAUGAAGUUGGAAAGGAUCUGUCCAUAUGAAUAUAUGUCGGAAGCCAAGUACAGAAAUACUCACGGCAGCACUGUUCAUAAUAGCCCAAACCGCACACAACCCAAAUGCCCGUCGGUGGUGGAACGGGUCAGUACGCUGUCUCAGACUCACACGUGAAUACGAUACAGCAGUCAAAAGGAACAAAAAAAGCAGUCUUACUGCUACGGCCACGGUGAACCUCGCAGACACUUUUAUCAGCACACGAGCACUGACCCCAAACCGAGUCCUGUUCAUAAGGGUGAUUUCACUCUUAAACAUUCACCAAGCUAUACGUGAAGAGUUUUUGCUCUUUUCUGUAUGUAUGUGAUACUUCAGUUAAAAAAAAAAGUUACACAUCCCACAACGGCUCCUCAGGCCACACACCUACCAAAUUAGUCUUCGAGCAACAGGUGACUCCGAUGUGUACCCCAGCCAAUAGCCGAGCUAGACAAAUUCUUCGAGUAUAAUUAACAUAGUGUUACAUUAGCUUCAGGUGUACCACAUGAGGACUUAAUUCUGUACGUGACUCAGUGCUCAUCUUGUUUAAGCCAUUAAAGGAAUUGAAUUUUGAGGUUCAUAACUUGAAGUUCAAAGACUUGGUCUUGUUUGGACACAGCUGGCACCAGAGCUUCAGUCUCUCUCUGUUUCUCUGUCUCGUGCUCUCCAGCUCUUUCCCAUGCUUUUCCCUGCAUGACCUUCAUUUCUCAGAAAGGAACCUUCAUUGCAGGGACAAAGAAAGUCAUGAGCAACUCAAGCACUGCAUUCAACCUUUGGCACCAGCUAAAAGUCUAAGGCUGAUUCUCCCUGUGCUUCUAAAUCCCCUUCUCCUGUGCCACCCAUCCCCCCACCCAAACCCUUUAUCUUCCUUAAAAAGAUUUUUCAAUUAUGCGAUUUCUAGGUAUAGAGAAGACAAAGAAUAAGGCAGUGAACAUGUGUAGGCUUGCUCUGCAGCUUAAGAAGUAAUUCUUCAAUUUGUUUACACGGUGUAGUAUGUAUAAAUAUGUACAUAAAUUUGGGGGGUUUGCUCUCUGAAAAACAUCUUUUAAAAUCCACAAAAGAUAGUGCACUAUUGUGAUUCUGAGCCCUGCUUUUCUCACUCAAAAAUAGGCCUUGGGCCUUUUCCUAUCUCAUGACGGAUGCAUCUGUCUUGUUUUAAAGUUCUAUCUAGUAUGUCACGUGUUGGAGCCCCGCAGCUUAUGUAGCCUUCCUCUUAUAGUGAACGUGAGCUUAUUUCCAGUCUUCCACUGUUGUAAGCACGUUAACCCAGCCCUCUCUGGCACCGUGGGCGUAUUCCUCCAGGGCAGGCCACAGUGGGGCUGGCAGGCGAAAGGGGCCAAGCGCUGUGCGCUGCAGCAGUUUAGGUUCCUGUGAGUAGCUUCUGAGAGGACCCUUUUCUCCUUCCCACAAAUAACACUUGGUGUGUCAUCUUUAAAGUUCUUCUUAGUUUUUUUAUUCCGGUGGAUAAAAGCAGCCUACUAUUAUUGUAAUGUCAUGUCCUUGGUUUUUUGAAUAUUUUUUCAUACGCCUACUGGCCAUUUUUAGUAUUUCUUUUCCUGUUUAUAUUUUUAAAAGACAGCUUUGACCAUAUUAAAAUCUAAAAGUUCUUUACCUCAAAAGGAUCCCAUCAUUAAAGUUAAAAAGGUUACCAUCUAGGGGCGCCUGGGUGGCUCAGUCGUUAAGCG
Leptonychotes weddellii (Weddell seal) is the source of this 3646-nucleotide messenger RNA. NCBI's taxonomy places the organism in Eukaryota, Metazoa, Chordata, Mammalia, Carnivora, Phocidae. The record is from RefSeq and is a predicted model, not a curated record.